CACAGGUAUGAGAGGAUUCAUUUUAUUAUAUUUUGAAAUUUAACAACGCAGCAGACGCGCACAUGGCUACGAAACGCAAAGUGGAGGUGAUUGUCCCCGCAGAGGAAAGCGACCAGCUCCUAAUUCGCCCGCUUGGCGCUGGUCAGGAGGUGGGGAGGUCAUGCAUCAUACUGGAGUUCAAAGGAAGGAAAAUCAUGCUGGACUGUGGUAUCCACCCCGGCUUGGAGGGAAUGGAUGCUCUUCCUUACAUAGAUUUGAUCGACCCAGCGGAAAUAGACCUGCUGCUCAUCAGCCAUUUUCACUUGGAUCACUGCGGAGCUCUGCCGUGGUUCCUCCAGAAGACCAGCUUUAAAGGCAGGACCUUCAUGACCCACGCCACUAAGGCCAUCUACCGCUGGCUGCUGUCAGACUACGUCAAAGUCAGCAACAUUUCUGCGGAUGACAUGCUGUACACUGAGACUGACCUCGAGGAGAGCAUGGACAAGAUCGAGACCAUCAACUUCCACGAGGUCAAGGAGGUCGCUGGGAUCAAGUUCUGGUGUUACCAUGCCGGUCAUGUGCUGGGAGCUGCCAUGUUCAUGAUAGAGAUAGCUGGCGUCAAGCUGCUGUACACCGGAGACUUUUCCCGACAAGAAGACAGGCAUCUGAUGGCAGCAGAGAUCCCCAGUGUCAAACCUGACAUCUUAAUCAUAGAGUCGACUUACGGCACCCACAUCCACGAGAAGAGGGAGGAGCGUGAAGCUCGGUUCUGUAACACCGUCCAUGACAUCGUCAACCGAGAAGGCCGCUGCUUGAUCCCUGUGUUCGCUUUGGGACGAGCCCAGGAGCUGCUGCUCAUUCUGGAUGAGUACUGGCAGAACCACCCAGAGCUCCAUGACAUCCCCAUCUACUACGCCUCAUCCCUGGCCAAGAAGUGCAUGGCCGUGUAUCAGACCUACGUCAACGCAAUGAACGACAAGAUCCGCAAAGCAAUCAACAUCAACAACCCUUUUGUCUUCAAGCACAUCAGCAACCUUAAGAGCAUGGAUCACUUCGAUGACAUCGGUCCCAGCGUGGUGAUGGCGUCUCCGGGUAUGAUGCAGAGCGGGCUCUCCAGAGAGCUCUUCGAGAGCUGGUGCACCGAUAAGAGGAACGGCGUCAUCAUUGCUGGAUACUGCGUGGAGGGCACACUGGCCAAGCAUAUCAUGUCGGAGCCGGAGGAGAUCACCACCAUGUCUGGACAGAAGCUGCAGCUGAAGAUGUCUGUGGACUACAUCUCCUUCUCUGCCCACACGGACUACCAGCAGACCAGCGAGUUCAUCAGGGCGCUCAAACCACCUCAUGUGAUCCUGGUCCACGGGGAGCAGAAUGAGAUGGCCCGUCUGAAGGCGGCGCUGAUCAGGGAGUACGAAGACAACGAUCAGGUUCACAUCGAAGUCCACAACCCUCGAAACACAGAAGCCGUCACCCUCAACUUCAGAGGAGAGAAACUGGCCAAGGUGAUGGGCUCUCUGGCUGAUAAGAAGUGUGCUCAGGGACAGAGAGUUUCAGGCAUACUUGUGAAGAAGAACUUCAACUACCACAUCCUCAAUCCUUCAGACCUUUCUACGUACACAGAGCUGGCCAUGAGCACAGUCAAACAGUCCCAGGCCAUCCCGUUCACCGGACCUUACUCACUGCUCGUCUGCCACCUGAGAAACCUCACCGGUGAUGUGGAAGAGCUGGAUGGAACCGAGAAGAACACUGUGAAGAUCUUCAAAAACAUCACUCUGAUCCACGAGGCCGGCAUGGUGAUGCUGGAGUGGAUAGCGAACCCUCUGAAUGACAUGUAUGCUGACGCAGUCACCACUGUAGUGCUGGAGGUCCAGUCCAACCCAAAGGCUCAGAAAGUUAUGGAGACCCAGAGCGCCAUCAUGGACAUGGACGUCUUCCAAACGCGAUUAGGAGUCAUGUUGCAGGACAUGUUUGGAGAGGAGUUUGUGGAUUUCAGUGAUGGUAAAAACAUAUCUCUGACAGUAGACGGGAAGACAGUUAUCAUUUGCUUGGAAACGAGGUCGGUGUGCUACGAGGAUGAGAGCACCGAGGACGACUCCCUGAGGGAGAUGGUGGAGCUGGCAGUGCAGCGGCUCUACGAUGCACUAAACCCGGUCAUCUGAGGGCCGAGCCAGGACUGCAGACGUGAGUUUCAACGAAAGAGGAACAAAGUAUCUCAAGUUCAGACACCACAGGUAUACAUGCAAAGAAUUCUGUGUCUGGGUUUAUCAAACUGGAGGUAUUUGUGUGCUAAAAACUGGACAACAUGCAUCUCCAUCAAUCACAGGAGAUUAGAAUGGCGUCCAUAUUUUCUACAUAGCUAGGAUCCAGUGUUUACUUUGAUUCAUCCCAGCUACAUUUUACUACAAUUUGGAUGAUGCUUUUCAUCAUUAGGCUCUUGCCUCUCAUCCAGUCUGGUUGGCAUAAUUGACGGCCGCAAUAACCAAUCACAGUUCUCCAUGUGUUGCUUUUAAAGUGUUGGCCUUCUUUUUAUAACUCACUGAACAUUAAGGAGCAGAACAGCAGACAUGUAAGAAAAGGAACUAAGCUGUGAAGAUAAGGAUUCUUUAAAAAAAAAAAAAAAAGGUUUUAGUGUUAGUUUGUCAUACCUGCACUUUCUUUGAAGUAUGUGUUAUAUGUUUACUGUUUAUGACUAGAUGCACUGUAGCUUGUUUUACUUGACUUUGUGACUGAUUUGCACUGAUAUUACAAACGUGUUAAACUUUGAACUGUGAUGUGAAAUGCACUUGAUGUUUGUGUUGAUAAUAAUAAUGUUAAAAUAAGACUUUUAUAAAA
Molecule: messenger RNA, 2808 nt
Organism: Labrus mixtus (cuckoo wrasse)
Lineage: Eukaryota; Metazoa; Chordata; Actinopteri; Labriformes; Labridae
Product: cleavage and polyadenylation specificity factor subunit 3
Exons: 18
Coding region: 63-2135 (690 amino acids)
Biological process (GO): mRNA 3'-end processing by stem-loop binding and cleavage
Cellular component (GO): mRNA cleavage and polyadenylation specificity factor complex
Molecular function (GO): RNA endonuclease activity; 5'-3' exonuclease activity; RNA binding
Source: RefSeq, a predicted model, not a curated record